GGUCAGAUAGGCCGCUACGGCCUUUAUAUGCCCCUUCCAGAUGCUACUGGAAGAAAUCAAACCCCCAAAUCUCCCGUGCUCCUCCUGCUCCCCCCUGCGGCCUCGGCGGUGCUGAUCUCCGGUCGGGAGAGGUUGGAUCUUCCCUCUCGCAAAUCGAAGAGAAAAAGAUAUGGAUUAGUCUUAUUUUUCGUUUAAGUUUCGUUUCUGUAUCGUCGUGCGUUGAUGGAUUUGACCGGAAAUUUAAGUGCCUGCUGUUUUGAAGGUUUCUUCAGUUCUACAGGAAUAGGAAAUCGAUUCCAGUUUGCCAUUGCAGUAGCAACCGAUGCAGUUGUCUAUCAAGUUCUUUCCCCUUCUUGAAUGAAUUAUCUGGCACGCUCUUAGUUUAAUCCUGGCUGCAAUUCCUUUUGUGUACCUUCUGAUUCGUGUUGUGGGACUGCAGAGAUCUCUAGCUUUUCUGUCCAGUCGCCGCCAUGGCCGAGCACCUGGCCUCAAUCUUCGGCACGGAGAAGGACCGCGUGAACUGCCCGUUCUACUUCAAGAUCGGCGCGUGCCGGCACGGCGACCGCUGCUCCCGCCUGCACAACAAACCGUCCGUCUCGCCGACGCUGCUGCUGUGCAACAUGUACCAGCGCCCCGACAUGAUCACCCCGGGCGUGGACGCGCAGGGCAACCCCAUCGACCCCGUCAAGAUCCAGGGCGACUUCGAGGACUUCUACGAGGACAUCUUCGACGAGCUCAGCAAGCACGGCGUGGUAGAGAGCCUGCACGUCUGCGACAACCUCGCCGACCACCUGAUCGGCAACGUGUACGUGCAGUUCAGGGAGGAGGACCAGGCCGCCAGGGCCCUGCAGGCGCUGCAGGGGCGCUUCUACUCGGGCCGCCCCAUCAUUGCUGAGUUCUCGCCGGUCACCGACUUCCGGGAGGCCACCUGCCGGCAAUUUGAGGAGCACAAUUGCAACCGUGGAGGGUACUGCAACUUCAUGCAUGUGAAGGAGAUCGGCAGGGAUCUGAGGAAGAGGCUGUAUGGGCACCUGCAUCGUUCCAGGAGAAGCCACAGCAGGAGCCCCAGCCCGUACCAUCGCCACCCGAGGGACCGUGAUCGCAGGAGCUCAUCGCGGUCCAGGGACAACCGUGGCGGCGACUACUACGGUGGCAGCCUGGACCGUGGCGACUACGGGGACUACUACCACCACAGCAGGAGGAGGAGCAGCGAGAGGCACCGCAACUACGACAGUGACGAUGGGAGCAGGCGACGCCGGCACAGGAGCCGGACUAGGAGCCCCGUCAGAGAGGGCAGCGAGGAGCGGAGGGCAAAGAUCGAGCAGUGGAAUCGCGAGAGGGAGGCGGCGCAAGCUUGAGUCGGUCUUGUCUCAUUUCAGGUUGCAUUGUUCAGUUCACCGGACGCCUUGGUUCUUACUGUGUGAGCUUGUACUGGUAGAUGAAGUUAGAAUGUGGGCUUAGUGGAUUUACUGGGGUGUCUAAUGUGACAUCUUCACUCUUCAGAAUCUUCAGUGUGAUCCUUACUGAACUACCUUUGGAUGUCUUGUUGGAACCAAUUUUCCUACUCGGUGAUCAAAUUGUGAAUGUUCUUGAGCUUGGUGCAGUACCUU
Messenger RNA from Brachypodium distachyon (stiff brome), 1610 nucleotides. Its product is annotated as splicing factor U2af small subunit A. The coding region runs from base 471 to 1358 and encodes 295 amino acids. Lineage: Eukaryota; Viridiplantae; Streptophyta; Magnoliopsida; Poales; Poaceae. Gene Ontology annotation, cellular component: spliceosomal complex; U2AF complex. Gene Ontology annotation, biological process: mRNA splicing, via spliceosome. The record is from RefSeq and is a predicted model, not a curated record. Gene Ontology annotation, molecular function: pre-mRNA 3'-splice site binding; metal ion binding. The transcript has 2 exons.